AUGUCGUUUGCUGUCGGCGUGGCCUCCGCCGCGUCUCUAGCCGUCGUGCUAGUGUCUCUCGUCUCGGUCGGCAUGAUCGUCCGCGACCUCAACGACCUCCAGACUGACGUCGAGAAGAACAUGUUCGAGGUUAAGAUGAUGGCCGACGACACCUGGGAGCGCAUGAUGGGAAUGCCCGUCGUCGGCUCCGCCGCCGUCCCUGCCCCCCGUGCCACCUUCCAAUCCGUCGUCGGCAUCCGCCGUGGAAAGCUCGUCUCUAUGCAA
Molecule: messenger RNA, 264 nt
Organism: Mesorhabditis spiculigera
Lineage: Eukaryota; Metazoa; Nematoda; Chromadorea; Rhabditida; Rhabditidae
Source: the annotation of a GenBank genome assembly